AUGAAUCGGUGCACAGUCUUCCUUCUAACUAUCGUCGCUCCACUGCUUGUACAAUCAAAUUUGGGAAGGAGUCUAUUUUUAAAGGGGGAAAACAUCAACAUAACAGGUAUUCUUUGGAGCGAUUCCUUCAAAAUGUUGGUGAAGAGCGACAAAAGCAAUGAGGAUAAUGGAAGAUAUUUUGAAGAAAUGAAUCGAAACAGAUUUUGGGGAUGGAAUGAAGAUUAUGAGACGCUUCUACAUUUUUCGGAAUCGUUUGAUGGGAUGGCGAAUCGCAGUGAAAUCGAUUGGAAGUUUGCAGAAUCGCAAAUGAAUGAGACAAAAAAUUAUUUGUUGGGGAAACUCAAACGGAGAACACUGCUCGAUAAGUUUGUAGAAUGUUCAACUCAAAACUCCGAGAUAUUAUAUCGAUUGAGAUUGUACGCAGGUAAUUUUACAAAAGUAAUGAAGCCGCAUAUUAGGUUUGUGAGAAUGGAGAUUGCUAAACUGAGAGUCCUCAGUGGCGUCUUUCGCGAAAUGGCUGAUGCGAUAAAUAAGGUAGAAGUAGAAAACAAUAGAAUACAGUAUCCCAUGAUACAACAACAGUGA
Messenger RNA from Trichobilharzia szidati, 585 nucleotides. NCBI's taxonomy places the organism in Eukaryota, Metazoa, Platyhelminthes, Trematoda, Strigeidida, Schistosomatidae. The record is from the annotation of a GenBank genome assembly.